Molecule: messenger RNA, 1002 nt
Organism: Sorex araneus (European shrew)
Lineage: Eukaryota; Metazoa; Chordata; Mammalia; Eulipotyphla; Soricidae
Product: claudin-34-like
Exons: 3
Coding region: 1-1002 (333 amino acids)
Biological process (GO): cell adhesion; bicellular tight junction assembly
Cellular component (GO): bicellular tight junction; plasma membrane
Molecular function (GO): structural molecule activity
Source: RefSeq, a predicted model, not a curated record
AUGGGCAGAGCAGAGCGUUAUACUCAGGCCAGACUCGGCAUGAAGUCCAGGAAGAGGUCGGACUCGGCCCGGCGCAGGGCGCUGAGCACCAUGGAGACGGCCCUGAGGAAGAGGCCGUGGAAGACUCCCGGACUGUGGAACACGCGGGUCCACCACAGCAACCUGCAUGUGGCAAGCUUUGCUCUGCUCACUGUUGGCUUGAUCAUGUGCACCGCAGCCAUGGGCUUCGCCGAGUGGCGGAUAUGGCACAUGAGCAGUCCCCAAGGCCUGGCCCUCGUGGGCAUAUGGAAAGUCUGCAUCUACCAAGUGCCGCGCACCCGCAUCGCACCUUUCUGCCACAGCUAUCCGUUCUUCGACAGUUACCUCCCUCCUUCACUUCAGAGAGUCCAGUACCUCCUGCUCCUCGGCGUUAUUCUGGGGUACCUGGGAAAGGUCGCCCUCAUCAUGGCUCUCCGGAAUGUGUUCAUGGCGAAGACGUCCAAGACGAAGGAUUAUUUUCUGAUGUCCGGGUUUCUGUGCACCGUUGCGAGCAUCUGUGUUGUCCUGACUGUCAUCUACACGUACCAAGCCGUAAGCAACGAGCAGGGCAUUGACUUCCCACCGUCGUUUUCAAUGCCCUCCAGGCCCGACUCACAGGAAUUUGGCACUGCGCCUUUGAGAGUCCAGUACCUCCGGCUCCUCGGCGUUAUUCUGGGGUACCUGGGAAAGGUCGCCCUCAUCAUGGCUCUCCGGAAUGUGUUCAUGGCGAAGACGUCCAAGACGAAGGAUUAUUUUCUGAUGUCCGGGUUUCUGUGCACCGUCGCGAGCAUCUGUGUUGUCCUGACUGUCAUCUACACGUACCAAGCCGUAAGCAGCGAGCAGGGCAUUGACUUCCCACCAUCGUUUUCAAUGCCCUCCAGGCCCGACUCACAGGAACUCAGCACUGCGCCUUUGGUAGCAUCCCUGGGAGCCACCAUGAUGUUCCUGAGUGGUUUGUUUUCCCUUUUCCACAAACUCCCCUGA